This is a messenger RNA of Anopheles coustani, 1240 nucleotides long. RefSeq lists its product as uncharacterized. The record is from RefSeq and is a predicted model, not a curated record. Lineage: Eukaryota; Metazoa; Arthropoda; Insecta; Diptera; Culicidae. Bases 65 to 1153 code for a protein of 362 amino acids. Gene Ontology annotation, biological process: transcription elongation by mitochondrial RNA polymerase; mitochondrial transcription. The transcript has 2 exons. Gene Ontology annotation, cellular component: mitochondrial nucleoid. Gene Ontology annotation, molecular function: DNA polymerase processivity factor activity.
AGGAUUGUUUAGUUUGUUAGUGCAGCAUAUUUUAUCCCAUUUCCUUCGGCCCAGUCGCAAGCAAAUGGCAUCAAUGAUGCUUGGACAGCUGCUCCGCCGUCAAAUAACUUCCGGCCGGGUCGCCUUCAUCUCGCAGGCACGUCCCAUCAAUGUGGACAGUACGACGAAGCUCGGGUUUCCGUGCGCCUACUCCGACGAGGAAACGAAAAAGAUUCUCAACACCCUGAACGAGCAGGACGUCGAAGAGCUGUACAAGUACAACAUUUCAAAGUACCGGCUAAAAAAGAUCGAAGGAUGGCGCAAAAAGUUCGGUGCCUUUCUUUCGCUCGAGCAAGUGCUCGAGCUGGAUGGGUUCGGUGUUACGGUGUUGAGAAAGUUUUACGAUUCCAUCGUGCACGGCCCAAAGGAGGACGCGGAUGUGGCACCGAAGGCGAUAAAGAAAGAGGUCAAAUUCACCACUCCCGCCCUCAGCCCACAAGUGAUUCCGAAGAUAGGCAGCUGUGUGUCGGUGUACAUUGGCCUCGACUAUGUGACAUGGGCCCGCUUUAAGUUGGAUAAAGAUCAACCUACCUCGCUGACCGGCUGGAACAGCUACAACAUUAGCGACCGCAAGCUGCACAUCAACGAGCUGAUCCGAAACGUGUCCCAAAUCAACCGGCUGAUUCCGGAAGCCGAUGUGUACGUGGUGGAAAAUCCCCCGGUAGCGCAAGCCUCCGCAAUGGGUUCGGCCGUGCAGACCAACAUCAACGUGCAGCGGUCGCAGCUGAUCGGCAUGCUGAUGCUUAUGCUAGCCAACCGACCUUCCCCGUUGACCGGAAACGUAGAACAUCCCACGGACGGAACGAUCGGAAGCAAUGUCUUCUUCCUUAAGCAAUACCUGUCCGCCCGGCUGUUUGGAAUAUUUAUCGGUAACGAACGGGUAUCAUCAGAGGACGUCAUCCGGUCGCUAAUGGAGAGACAGCUUGGUCCGAACGAGGAAGCACUCGAAUCGAUCCAGUCCCGUUUGGCCAUUCCGUCCGGAUUGAAGAUUGUGUACGAGGAGAACGAUCGCGCUGAACGUGAAUUUCUAGGUCAAUCACUGCUUCUUGGAUUGACCUUCUUACGUUUGUGUAUCUUCAAGUGUGAGGAUAGUUUGAAGAUUUUCCGACGCUAACAAUAGUGCUGCGGAAAGCCCUGUGAUAAAUGCGCCCUAGUGAGUUAAAUACACAUAUGGUAUUAUGAAAAUUGUGAAAUCUUUUUU